Syngnathus typhle (broad-nosed pipefish) is the source of this 2504-nucleotide messenger RNA. RefSeq names its product major facilitator superfamily domain containing 12b (gene mfsd12b). Gene Ontology annotation, molecular function: symporter activity. NCBI's taxonomy places the organism in Eukaryota, Metazoa, Chordata, Actinopteri, Syngnathiformes, Syngnathidae. The transcript has 10 exons. The record is from RefSeq and is a predicted model, not a curated record. Gene Ontology annotation, cellular component: membrane. Gene Ontology annotation, biological process: carbohydrate transport. The coding region runs from base 614 to 1996 and encodes 460 amino acids.
ACAGCUUUCUAGGCAUUUUUUUUUUAAGACAAACGUGGACAUGGGUUGAGUGUCAAGUGUUAAGCCUUUAUAUGUAUAUUUUUUACUUCUGGCUUGAGAGUCAUGGAACGUAUCUCGCUAUGACGCUGUCAUCCGAAUGGAGAAGUGGAACCACGACACGCGUGUCAGAAAAAAGACACGAAAACGGAAGUUUGAAGCCAGCGCCGUAGCAGAUUUGUGCAUUGUCAGGAACAGAAAGAAAGGAAGUCCUUUUGGUCACGAGUGAAAGGCACUCAAAACUUGAUUAUUCAUCUUUACAUUGUCUGGAAGCGUUAAAAGCCAAGUCACCCGAUCUAUUAAUCAUAUCAAGGAGGAGGAGAAUGGAUACGUAACCCCGACUAGAAAGCUCCUCCUAUGAUGUAGGCGCUGAAGAAUGCCAUUUCAUGUUUGUUUUUUCAAAUAUUCCAUCAAGUUCGGAUUCGUUUGAACGGGGCUUGUGUGAUUCCAUUUCACGCGAUUCCAUUUUCGUAAAAGCUGACUUAGAUGUUCCCGAUUUAGUGACACUAUUUGUAAAUCCAACAAGGACGGAGCUCUAAAUUGUAAAUAAAGACACUUGAAUCCGCAGCAAGUCAUCAUGGAGCCAUGUGCCCCGGUCGAGAGGGAGAUAAGGACCUUGACACUUUGCCAGCGUUUGUGUUAUGCCGUCGGGCAUUUUCUCAAUGACUUGUGCGCCUCGAUGUGGUUCACCUAUCUGCUGGUCUACCUGCACUCGGUCCUGGGUCUUCGGAGCACCUUUGCUGGAGUGCUGCUGCUCAUCGGACAGGUGGCAGAUGGAGUGUGCACUCCAAUCAUUGGAUACGAAUCUGACAGAAGUCCCUCCAUGAGACACGGCAAGAGAAAAAGCUGGCAUUUGUUGGGAACCAUCUGUGUUAUCCUGUCUUUCCCUUUCAUUUUCAAUCCCUGCCUGGCGUGCUCAGCAAACACUCCCCAAUGGGCCAAGGUGGUCUACUUUGCCCCCUUCAUCAUAGUCUUCCAGUUUGGCUGGGCGGCCACUCAGAUCUCUCACCUCUCCCUCAUCCCGGAGCUGGUGUCCACUGAGAGCGCCAAGGUGGAGCUCACCGCGUACAGGUACGCCUUCACUGUGGUGUCUAACAUCACGGUGUACACUGUGGCCUUUCUGCUCUUUCACUUUCUGGCUCAAGAGGACAUGACGGACAACUUGGGCUCGGCGGACAUUCCUCUCUUUCGGAUGCUGUCUCUCAUCGUACUGGGUGUUGGGGCAGUGUUCUCGUUCAUAUUUCACAUUGGCACAAAGGAGAGGUCAGGAGAGGAGCUCCUGCUCACACCUUCCCCUGAUGAGGACGCCGAGCCUGUUCGAGUGUUGCAGUGGAAACAUUGGCUUAAAGAGCCUUCUUUCUACCAGAUGGCCUUUCUCUACAUGUGCACGCGACUUAUAGUCAACCUGUCCCAGACGUACAUCUCCGUUUACCUCACCAACUCACUGAUGCUACCAAAGAAGUACAUUGCCAUCAUACCGCUGGUGAUGUAUGUGAGCGGGUUCGUUAGCUCGCUGACAAUGAAGCCAAUCAGCAAGCUCGUAGGCAUCAGUAUGAUGUAUUUUGUGGGUCUGCUGCUGGUGAUGGGCUUUGCCCUUUGGGUGUUUUUUGACAAAACAAUGGGAGCCGAAAGCAUCUACGGCGCGGCGGUGUUGCUAGGAGCCGGCUCAGCCGUCAUCCUGGUCAUGUCUCUCUCUAUGACCGCCAAACUCAUCGGAGAGCAAACGCAAAGUGGAGCCUUCGUUUAUGGAUCGAUGAGCCUCACAGACAAGGUGGCCAACGGUGUGGGGGUCAUCAUCAUUCAGAGUAUCAGACCGUGCAGCACAGAGGCAUGCUGCUCGGAUUGUAUUUGGUUUUAUCGUGACGUCAUGGCAACGGUAACGGGAGGUGUGGCGGUGGCUGCGGCAGUUGGCCUCUUAACAAUUCUCAUUUGGCCUCUCAAGACGAGGAAAUAUGAAUGAUGGAUGAUUGGCAUCGUUCCUAAACUAUGCUUUGAGAUUGUGAAACUAAAAAAGUGUUAAAUGCAUGGCAUGCUAUUCUAUUCAUACUAAAUGACAUUUGCACACAAUUUACUUGUUGUUUUGUUGAAAUAUUUUGUGUUCUAAAGUCAAAGCCAUGCAUAAUGAAUAUAGAGACGUAGCUAACCUUAUUUGUUAUUCGCUCAAACUCACUAACAGCUAACACUAUGCAACGUAAUCCCGAGGACACUAAACAAAAUUGUUGUGUAGUACAGGAGAUUUUUGUUUUAGUAAGUUUUAAGUAAGCUUAAAGUCUGUUUUUAUGUUGUACAGUACAUAUUUCAUGAUAUUUUCUGUCGUUGACUGGGGGAAAUGACAUCAUUCUACUGCCUUAUGUGAAGUGUGUGGCAUCCAUUUUAAAUGAGGUCAAAUGAUGCUCCUUGCCGUAUAAAAAGGGCAACGCAGAAAACAAUUGAGCGAUCAAUCAAUAAAUACCUCAAUCGCAACAAUA